This is a messenger RNA of Brachypodium distachyon (stiff brome), 1064 nucleotides long. RefSeq lists its product as uncharacterized. The coding region runs from base 100 to 891 and encodes 263 amino acids. The record is from RefSeq and is a predicted model, not a curated record. Lineage: Eukaryota; Viridiplantae; Streptophyta; Magnoliopsida; Poales; Poaceae. The transcript has a single exon.
CUCUUUUUUCCCCCAACACCCCUGGGGGUCAGCCGGCCGGCUCCGUCGUGUUCCACGCCAAACCCUCCGCUCUCCUAUGGCCUGUGCUGCCCGCGCCCCAUGCAUGCGCAUCUCCCCCUCUCGGCGGCCGCGGCGGCCUCGGCCCUCGGCGUAGCCCUCGGCGUGCGCCUGCUCCUGCUCCUCUCCCGCUCGCGCGCGCUCAAGCCGCUCUCCGCCGCCACCUCCGCCGCGGCCGCCGCCCUCAGGGCGCCGCGAGCGCUCGCCGCCGCCUCGUCCCCUCUCGCCGCCCUCCUCGCCGCGUCCAAGGCGGCCUCCAAGUCCUACAAGGCUGCCCGCGCGCUCGACCCCGCCGCGCGCCUGCCCUCGCUGCCUUCCUCCAAGCGGGUCAAGGCAGCCUUCGCCGCCGCCUCCCUCCUCCGCCUCGCGGCCGCCUCAGCCACGCCGCUCCUCCUCCCCGCCGCGGCCUCGUCCUCCCCCACCGCCUUCGCCGCGCUCGCCCUGCUCAAGUCCGGCUACAAGCUCUCCAAGAACUCCGCCAAGGUCGUCGAGGGCUUCCUCGGGCUGCAGGUCCACAAGGGGUUCAGGAACGGGGUCGACGCGCUCGGGGUCGUCGUCAAGGUCGCCGUCAUCGCCUCCGAGCUCGCCGUCUGGGUCGGCGGCCGCUGCUGGGGCCGCGAUGGUGGGCACGAACGCUGCGUUCGGUUCGUUGGCUUUACCAGACCGGGUGGUCUCGUCCUAGCUGGGUGUAGCAAAGCGGAGGCCCAGGUCCUGCUGUUUGAUCCUGGGGCUGUUGAGAUGGAUGACGAGGGGUGCUGGUUGGAGGACUCGGAGUUCUCCGAGUUGCUGUGCCUUGCGGUGCCCGUCCCUGAGAUGGCAAAAUUAGUGAGUUAGCAAUGAGCACACAACUGUUGUACAAUUGCUUAUAUUAUAUGUAGACGUGCUUUUCAAUUUUGAUCCAGUGCUUGCCUCCUAGUUCAUGUAUGCCAGUUUAAGUUUGGUUCGUCAAACUGUAUAUAUGCACACCUUCACCAAGUAAAAGUAAAUAAAAUUGGUGGUUGUGCUUA